UUCUUCUAACUCUUCCUCACCUCUCAUAAAUUCCUUUCCAUGGAUAUCGCCUCCUCAUCAUACAAACUACCACGGAAGUACGAUGUGCUCAUCAACUUCACUGGAGAAGACAUCCACAGAAAAUUUGUUUCUCAUCUCAAUUCUGCCUUCUCUACUGUUGGUCUCACCACUUUCCUUCAUCACCCCAAUGCAGUAAACACAACUCACAUCCAACAACCUAUUCUCAGCCACUGUCGUGUAGCAAUUGUUAUUUUCACCCAAACCUAUUCUCAAUCUGCUUGGUGUCUUAAUCAGCUUCUACAAAUCAUCAAAUGGCACCAAACUUAUUGCAGACAUGUUCUGCCUGUAUAUUAUGAAAUCCAGCCAUCUGAUGUACGUCUUCAGAAGGGUGACUUUGGAAAAGCCUUGAAGGAAACUGCACAACAAACAUUUUCAGGACAAGAACUGGAUCAUGGCAUGUCCAGGUGGAGCCAUGCACUCACCAAAGCUGCAAAUUUCUUUGGAUGGGAUGAGAGCAGUUACCGGAGUGAUGCUGAACUAGUGGACAAAAUUGUAAAGAGCGUUGUUAAUUUACCAGUCUUGUCUGCUACUAAAUUUCCAGUUGGAUUACAAUCCCACGUGGAAGAUCUGAUUCGAACUAUCAAAAAUAAAUCCACUGAAGUUUGUAUUAUAGAGAUAUUAGGAGAGCAGGGAUCUGGUAAAACAACUCUUGCCAAAGCGAUCUAUAAUCAAAUUCAUUGGACAUUCAAGGAGAAAAGUUUCAUUAAAAAUACUUCACAUGUUACCGGAAUAAGAGGGCAACUUCGUUUACAAGAACAACUUCUUUUAGAUGUCCUAAAACAAAAAGUGGAGAUUCCUAGCGUUGAUGUGGGAAGAACUAUGAUUCGAGAAAGACUUUUAGGAAAAAUGGUUCUCAUUGUACUUGACGAUGUUAAUUACUUUACUUUAUUUGAUGUAUGUGAUUGUCGUAAAUUGUUAGUUGAAGGAACUGUUAUAAUCGUUACAUCAACAUAUGGAAUACGGUUGGGAGAUCAAGCUAAUUCUGUCUUUUGGUUAGAGGGAAUGAACACAGAAGAGUCCCUUGAGCUUCUUAGUUGGCACGCAUUUAGAGAACCAAAACCAAAAGAAGAAUACGAAGACCUUGCAAGAAGAGUUGUUAGUUAUUGUGAAGGACUACCACUCGCUCUUGAAGUCGUUGGAAGUAGUUUAUUUGAAAAGACCAAAGAAGAAUGGAACAAUUUAUUGUUUGCGAUAUAUGGCAUGCGUUGUGUUCCAAAGAUAAUAAAAAUAAGCAUCGAAGGUUCACUGAAUGAAAUGGAAAAAGAUAUAUUCCUUAAUAUAUGUUAUUUCUAUGUUGGUAAGAGCAGAGGCUAUGUUAGGAAGAUCCUAAAUGGCUGUGGAGUAGACGCUGAUAUUGGAAUAAGAGUUCUCAUCCAACGUAACCUCAUCAAAAUUAACAAGAACAACAAAUUUGGAAUGCAUCAUUUGCUACAAAACAUCGGAAUGAAAAUUAUUCAUGAAAAUUCAGGAAAGGAUCUUGGGAAGAACAGGCGACUGUGGUUUGAUAAGGAUGCAAAAUAUGUAAGAACAUUCUUUACAUGUGGUUUGAAACAGGGGACAGAAGCCAUGCAGUGGUUGCCUGUCAAUGCCUUCGUUUUGAGAUCGCUAAAAGUCCUUAACCUCAGUCAUUCCGAGUAUUUAACUACAACCCCUGACUUUACAGGAUUACCAAGUCUUGAACAGCUCAUUUUCAAAUAUUGUUCGAGAUUGAGCAAAGUACACCAAUCUAUUGGAUCACUCAACAGUCUUAUACUGCUAAAUUUGAAAUACUGUACAAGUCUAAACAAUCUUCCAACUGAGAUAUAUGAGUUGAAAUCUUUAAGAACCUUCAUUUUGUCUGGUUGUUCCAAGAUUGACAUAAUGGAUAAAGAUAUAGCAAAGUUGGAAUCCUUGAUAACUCUAAUUGCUGAAAAUACAGCUGUGAAAGAAGUGCCUUUUUCAAUUGUAAGCUCAAAAAGCAUUGGAUAUAUAUCCCUAAGUGGAUUUGAGGGAUUAUCUCAUAAUCUUUUUCCUUCUAUCAUUCGGUCUUGGAUGUCCCCAAUAAUGAAUCCCAUCUCUUAUAUUCAUUCGCUUUGCAUGGAUACUGAGGAUAAUACGAUUGAUAUUGCACCAUUGCUUAGCACCCUUUCAAAUAUUCGAAUUCGGAAAGCUCUUUAUGGUCUCAAAUAG
Messenger RNA from Vigna radiata var. radiata (mung bean), 2229 nucleotides. Its product is annotated as TMV resistance protein N-like. Bases 40 to 2229 code for a protein of 729 amino acids. The transcript has 4 exons. NCBI's taxonomy places the organism in Eukaryota, Viridiplantae, Streptophyta, Magnoliopsida, Fabales, Fabaceae. Gene Ontology annotation, biological process: signal transduction; defense response. The record is from RefSeq and is a predicted model, not a curated record. Gene Ontology annotation, molecular function: ADP binding.